AUGAAAGGGGAUGAGGUAUCGAAGCGAGAAGAACGAGAUUCAAAUGCUUUUUCAAACUGCCGUCAGAGGAGCCUCGUCGCUUCUGAUGCAACCAUGUCUCGACAGUUUUUUCUCUUCUUGAUAUUCCUAGCUUUUAUCAAAAAUGUCAAAGCGAGAGCUCCAUUCGUGCGCGACCGUCCCAGAGGGUUGGGUCUUCUCCAACUUCCUACCGGAAUGACUGACGAACGUUCUGGACCAUUUUUCCCUGGAUUGUACAUUGCUGGAGACAAAGCUGGACAGAAACCACAGACAGUCCCCGAUGUGCAUCUUCCUGGACAAGCAGCGUCUUUCACUGGAAGAUCCGCUUUCAACCCGUUCACUCACAUGCUUUCCGCCGUCUACACUGAAGAUCUUGUCGACGCCUGGGGUGCUGGAUUCGCUGUCAACGGAGUAAACAAUCAUGGAUUGAAUGUACGAAAGAAUUUCGACGCGUUUGCGGAUGCUCCGUUGAGCGCCAGUGACGGAAUGUAUCAGCCGUUUUUGACGGCGGCUUCUGUCGGUGCUGAAUAUGAUUUCUCAAAGAUUCGGGAAGUGUCUGGAAACUUCAAUUUGCCAGUUCCUGGUUUAAAUGAAUUGUUUGACUUUGACGGCAGAUUCAUGGUCAAGGGAGGAGGUAACGGUAUCUUGAACAGUGCUAUGGAAUUCCCAUUGACUUUAACUGAUCCCAACGAACGUGCUCCAUACACAUUCAAAUAUCUCAAUUUCAUGGCGGAUCGUCACAUGCAUUACGGCCAUGUGGUACCCAAUGUCAAUCUGUUUGUGGUUGGAAAAGAUAAGAUUAUGGAGAGACUCAUGCAGAAUAGAGUCAAUCCUACAAUGAUUGGUUAG
Messenger RNA from Caenorhabditis briggsae, 867 nucleotides. The transcript has 5 exons. The record is from RefSeq and is a predicted model, not a curated record. Lineage: Eukaryota; Metazoa; Nematoda; Chromadorea; Rhabditida; Rhabditidae. The coding region runs from base 1 to 867 and encodes 288 amino acids.